Syngnathus typhle (broad-nosed pipefish) is the source of this 1832-nucleotide messenger RNA. Its product is annotated as multidrug and toxin extrusion protein 1-like. The transcript has 17 exons. Gene Ontology annotation, cellular component: membrane. The coding region runs from base 5 to 1774 and encodes 589 amino acids. Gene Ontology annotation, molecular function: antiporter activity; xenobiotic transmembrane transporter activity. Gene Ontology annotation, biological process: xenobiotic detoxification by transmembrane export across the plasma membrane. NCBI's taxonomy places the organism in Eukaryota, Metazoa, Chordata, Actinopteri, Syngnathiformes, Syngnathidae. The record is from RefSeq and is a predicted model, not a curated record.
ACACAUGCUCUACGCAAGCAUGGAGGAAGCCACGAGUGACAAGAUAUUCUGCUGCAGAUGGAUGCGUCGCAAGCUCCCCAAGGCCCUCAGGGAGGAGGUGUACCACCUUUUGAGGAUGAUGGGGCCCCUGUUGGUGGCUCGAAUCCUCAGUUAUUUGCUUCCGUUUGUGGUGACCAUGUUUUGCGGACACCUGACGAAUGAAGUGAUGGCUGGCUACGGAUUAGCAUCUGCUACCAUCAAUAUCACCACUGCAGCAACAGGCCUGGGUUUGGGCUUUGCGCUCGAUACUUUGGUCGCUCAGACCUUUGGCAGUAGGAACCUGCUGCGCGUGGGCGUGAUCCUGCAGCGAGGCAUCAUCAUCAUGCUGUUGUUCUGUCUGCCCUGCUGGGGUCUGCUCCUCAAUGCACAGAGUCUUCUGUUGCUUAUGGGCCAAGACCCCGAGGUCACCCGGAUUGCGCAGUUGUAUAUCACGGCAUACCUCCCAGCAAUACCAGCAAUGUUUCUAUAUAACCUGCAGUUCUCCUAUCUUCAAAAUCAGGGGAUAAUACUACCCCAGGUGUACGCUGCCGUCCUGGCAAAUGUGGCAAACUUGCUGACUAACUACAUCUUCAUCAGCGUGCUUGAUUUUGGAGUGUAUGGAUCUGCAGCAGCAAGCACCCUGACAGAAAUCUACCUUUGUGUUUUCCAGUUUGCUUACAUUUGGUGGAAGAAGCUGCAUAAAACGACAUGGGGAGGAUGGUCUGUGGAGUCGUUGCAGGAAUGGGGCUCCUUCAUGAAACUGGCCAUCCCCAGCACACUCAUGACGUGUUUUGAAUGGUGGAUUUAUGACUUGGGGGGCUUGUUUGCUGGGAUGCUUGGUAAAGAUGAGUUGGCCGCCCAUCACGCCUUGAUAACAGUGGGAAACCUCAACUACAUGGUGACACUUGGCAUCCAAGCGGCGGCGUGUGCUCGAGUGGGCAAUGCUCUCGGCGCUGGGGACACGGCAGGAGCGAUUCUCACAUGCAAAGUGGCACUGACGCUUUCAGUUGCAUUUGCCGUUGUUCAAGCCACCGUGGUCGGAGCGACAAAAUCCGUCAUCGGCUUCCUCUUCACCUCUGACCCGAAGAUCAUCAGUCUGCUGUCUCGCUUGAUGAGCAUUUACUGCGUCCUACAGUUAUUUGAAGCCAUUGUGGGCGUGUCCGGAGGGAUCUUUAUGGGAUCUGGGAAACAAAAGAUACCCGCGGUGGCUAACUUCAUCGGCUACUACUGCAUCGGCCUCUCCAUCGGUGUCGUGCUGAUGUUUGUCUCCCAACUAAGCAUUUUCGGUUUUUGGCUGGGUCACCUCAUUUCUGUGGUUCUCCAAGCCAUCUUCUAUAUUGUGGUCAUAUUCAAACUCAAUUGGAAGAGCAUCACAGAGGAGGCACUGAAACGAGCCCAGGCUAAGCCAGAUGUGCCAUUACUGAACACAAGUGCUGCGGCUUGUAACCAAAACGAAGAGCAGACACAAGUACAGCACACUUCAAUGGAAGGCUUCACGCACGUAUGCGACGAAUGUCCCGAUGUCGAUUCAAAGAGUCCGCCCGGCAACAAGGAAGACGCCGGACAUCUCUCUGUUUCCCAGCUGGUUCUCCGGCGAGGCAUCACCAUGGUUACUGCACUGGGCCUCCUGGCAGUGGGCACUUGCGUGCAUUUCCUGGUCCCGCCGCCCGAGAGCUCAAUGCUGCUCCACGCCAACCUCACGUUCAAUAAUGCCACAAACAGUCCCCUGCAAACUGUUACAAUGCUGGACUGGUGAAGACAAGAUGAAACUUCACGAAACCACAUUGUCAAGGUCAUCCAGAAGAUAAGACUGA